AUGGCCCAACACGGCUUCACCCAGUUCGGGUCUGGCCCGACUGCCGGCCACAUCGACCCCAACGACCUGGCCAUGUCGGGCGGAUAUUCCCCGUCCUUUGCCAACAACAACUUCAACACAAACUCCAACACAAACGGCUUCUCGAGUGGCUCGGCCGUAUUCGGCGAUGACGAGCUGCUAGAUGGCCUCCCUUCCGAUGGACAGUCUGGCCUUCAUGGCCAGGGCCAAGAUUUCCACGGCAUGAACAUGGGUUACCAAAACACCUUUCAGUCACACCGCGGUUCUGGAAUCCAAAUCGACCCGUCGCAGAUCAACGGCUACUCCAGCACCCCAGAUGGUGAUCCUAUCCAGAGCCCAUAUGCUUACAAUGCACACUACCGUGCUCUCGGUAACCCUCUGCAGUCACCAUUGUCCUACUCUCAAUCUCCCCUGGCCGCCGCCGACAUGGCAGACGGAAACGAUCCCAACUUCCUCAAUGCCAAGGCAAGAGCCCGCAUGUCCCAGCAGAUGCAACGGAAAGCCUCCAACACCAGGAGCCCGAUGACUCCCAAGACCAACAGCAUGCACAGCAUUCCCAUCGGCCAAGACUCUCCUGGCUUCGGCCCUCAGUCUCUCCGGAAUGACAAGUCACCAUCCGGUCACUGGCUCAACACCCCCAACGGAAGCAUCCCCGCCUCCUUCAAUUCUGGCUUUUCCUCUCCCAUGCAACCAGGCAUGGUGCAAAUUAACGAAGUCAUGAUGAAGGGAGGCACCUCUAUGCCUGCCAAGCUUGGCGUGGGAAAUGCCAUGUCUACCCAAGAGAUGAAGCGGAAGCGUCGUCGCGAGUCGCACAAUCUCGUUGAGCGCCGCCGCCGUGACAACAUCAAUGAGAGAAUCCAGGACCUCAGCAGACUUGUUCCCACGCAUAGAUUGGAGGACGAGAAGAUUCGCAAGCUGAUUUCCAAUGGCACACCCUUGUCGCCCACCCUCACUGGCGUUUCUAGUGCUACAUCUGGUUUGGCCGGGCCUGGUGCCCGGAGAGCCGCCGGCGCUGGAGCUGGAAACAUUACAACCGGCCUGCCGAUUGAGGACAAGGACAAAGGCCCAAACAAGGGUGACAUUCUCAACGGCGCCGUCAGCUGGACGCGAGAUUUGAUGUGGAUGCUGCAUCUCAAAUUGCAGCAGCAGGAAGAACUGAUCAACCACAUUGCCGAAUUGGGCGGCACAAUACCCUUUGAGUCAACCGAUGAUGAGCGCCGGAUGCAGUCUGAGCUCAUGGAUGCUAUUUCUCGAAACGACUCGGGAUCGUUUACCUACACGCGCACCUCUGGUUCUGGCCUUCGCGUACCUCACCACACUGACUACCGCGGCGAACCCACCAACGGCAUGAGCGGCAACCUUGACUCUGUUGGUAUCACUCCGGAGGGAAGUGGUCAUGGUGGACUGCCCGGUGAUCUCGGAGAUGCCGCACAAUUCUGGCAUGACCCCGAUGAUGAUGCCAAUCUCAACUUCAAGGAAGAGGAUGAAUAUGAUAUGGACCUCACACAGUAG
Molecule: messenger RNA, 1530 nt
Organism: Trichoderma aggressivum f. europaeum
Lineage: Eukaryota; Fungi; Ascomycota; Sordariomycetes; Hypocreales; Hypocreaceae
Product: transcriptional regulator family: Helix-loop-helix
Exons: 1
Coding region: 1-1530 (509 amino acids)
Biological process (GO): regulation of transcription by RNA polymerase II
Molecular function (GO): DNA-binding transcription factor activity, RNA polymerase II-specific; protein dimerization activity; RNA polymerase II cis-regulatory region sequence-specific DNA binding
Source: RefSeq, a predicted model, not a curated record